This is a messenger RNA of Lactuca saligna, 1576 nucleotides long. The record is from the annotation of a GenBank genome assembly. NCBI's taxonomy places the organism in Eukaryota, Viridiplantae, Streptophyta, Magnoliopsida, Asterales, Asteraceae.
AUGUUGGGAGAACUCAUCACAAACUGUCUUAUGUUAAUUCUUGGAUAUGCGUAUCCAGCUUUUGAGUGCUUUAAAACAAUCGAGAAACAUGGAGUUGAAAAUGGAGAAUUAAGAUUUUGGUGUCAAUAUUGGGUAAUUGUCGCAAUACUCACAGUGUUUGAAAGGAUCGGUGAUAUAUUCAUCUCAUGGGUGCCAAUGUAUGGAGAGAUGAAGCUAGCACUCAUCAUCUAUUUAUGGUAUCCUAAAACUAAGGGAACUUGGUAUGUAUAUGAAGCAAUGUUAAGACCAUUUGUGGAAAGACAUGAGACAGAUAUAGAAAGAAGUUUAAAGGAAUUGAGAUCCAAAGCAUGGGACGUGGCAAUUUAUUAUUGGCACAAUUCGACUGAAUUAGGUCAAACUAAAAUCUUUGAGAUAUUUCAGUAUUUGGUCGAUAAACCUUCUUCAAGACCUGAGGUGUUGUUUCAAAAUCAGGGGAACUCCGGGGAGGGACGUCCUCCGCCGCCUCCGGCUACUCCGGCGUCUUUUUUCCGGUCAGAACCGGCUGAAGAAAGGUGGGUGCCGACUGCGCCGCCUGCUCCGUCGACGCCAAAUAGCAGCCGUCACCACCCUGUGUACGCGGAGGAACUUCACCUUCCACCAUCGCCGAGUAGAUCCGGGUCGAAUUCGGGUCAAAGAGAACCCGUUUGGCUAAGAUUUAGACGAUCGAGGGGACUUUGAUCGGUAGAAUAGAAGUGGUGGACGGAUGUACAAAUUGUAAAGAAACGCAAGAACAAAGAAAGUUGUAAUCUGAUUUUGAUUUUCAUUCAUUCAAUUGAUUUCUUUUUUUGUUUCUACAAAUUGAGAAAAUCAAAGCGAAAUUGUGGUGGGUGUUUUACAAUUCUGUUACCUUCUGUAAGUGUUAUAAUUUGGAGGCGGUGGUUCCGGCUUGGAGGAGGCAAUCGAAGGCUGCGGUUAUGAGACUGAGGACAGCAGUGGAGAACUGAAUCCAGAAGCGGUGGAGAACGGUGGUUCCGUCGGCUUCAGGAAAGGUGGACAUGGGUUGAAGGUAAGCCCAUGCUGCCUGUUUCACAAGGUGAUUCUUUAUCGAGAUUUCAUAACCCGAAUGGACGGCGGAGCAUGCAGCUUUAGGGGACUGGACGAAGGAUGUCGGCGAUGGAAGUAUAUCCCGGAGGGAAGUAUAACAAGUGGGUUUGAUCGCGACCAGCUCAAAAUCCACUGAAGAAGAAGAAGAAGAUGAGGAGGAGGAGGUGGUGGAGGUGGUGGCGAUGGAAGAGGUGGAAGAAGAGUGGUAGGGUUUUAUAUCUACAGUUGGUGACCCGGUGGAGUUCCGUCGUCUGAGGAUGGGGAUUGCUGGUGUGCUAGAUUCACCGGCGGCGGUGGCGGUGGCGGUGGCGGCGGCGUCCAUGGCAGUUGAUGAAUUUGUGAAAUUAGAGAGAGGAAAAGGUUUUAUAAGAUUUGAGAAAUGUUAAAUGGUUUUGUAGUAUGAGUAAAGCCAAUAAUUGGCGUAUAUUGUCCAUGUCUUUGUAUUUUCUUUCAAGAUUUAUUAAAAAAACAUAAACAAUUUCCAAUCAAAAUU